Molecule: messenger RNA, 669 nt
Organism: Miscanthus lutarioriparius
Lineage: Eukaryota; Viridiplantae; Streptophyta; Magnoliopsida; Poales; Poaceae
Source: the annotation of a GenBank genome assembly
AUGGACGCGCAGUUCGAGCUCUUCCGCGCGCAGCUCGACGAGUCUUCCACCCUCCGUGACCGCAUCCGUGCCGUCGUCUCCGAGAUCGAGUCCGCCUCCCGCGUCGCCACCGCCGCGCUCCUCCUCGUCCACCAGCCCGUCCCCCUCGCAGAUGUGCUCGUGAAGGCCAAGGCGCAGGUGGAGGUGAUCAAGGGGCUGUACGCGCAGCUGGCAGAGGUCCUCAAGGAGUGCCCUGGUCAGUACUACAGGUUCCAUGGUGAUUGGAGGACCGAGACACAUAUGGUAGUGUCGAUGCUUGCGUUCACGCACUGGCUGGAGACUGGCGGCCUACUCAUGCACGCUGAAGCCCAGGAGAAGCUAGGAUUGUGCUCUGGGGAGUUUGGCCUUAAUGUUGAGGACUACCUGACAGGACUGUGCUUCAUGUCCAAUGAAUUUCCUAGAUUUGUAGUAAAUCGCGUCACUGCUGGCGACUACGACUGUCCUAAAAGGGUUUUGGGCUUCUUGACCGAUCUUCAUGCUUCCUUUAGGAUGCUGAACCUGCGCAAUGACUUCUUGCGUAAGAAAUUUGAUGGGAUGAAGUAUGAUUUGAGGAGGGUGGAAGAGGUCUAUUAUGAUGUGAAGAUCCGAGGACUUGUACCUGCGGAGUUGAAACAAGAGACUCAAUCGUAG